CCUUGGGAUCUGAUUCGCUGCUGAGAAAUAGUAAAAUCAACAGUCUAGAAUAGCCGUUUAUAUACUCAUCAUAACUGUACAUGUAUCUUCUUCAACUUGCCGUAAUUGACAUUCCUAACGUCCAUAAGUAAAAUGGGUUCUAAUAGUAGAUCGCUACCUGUAUUAGACGCGCCGCUAGACCACGACUUUCAUAGCGGUUGGGGAAGUGUCUACACCAAUCGCAGUACCGUGAGCGACGAGGAGACCCUUCCACUAUGGCUACAGUACGCCUCAGACAAGAGUGCAGUAGAUAGGAAGUACCAGCAACUCCUUCACGAAUAUACCGACCUCUUCAGCGAUUUCUUUGGUGGUUACUACCCCAUUUCCAUGCACGCUCAUGCGACAGACGCCUUGCUGCCAACAACGAUCGCCAGCUUAAUCCUGAAUACCAUCGCUACCAGCCCCCUAGUUUUUAACUCGCCUACUUUAAAACCAAAACCAGAUGAGAAUCCAGAGGAUACUGGGAAACGAGUACGCGAUUUCGCAUUGGGAUUUCUGGGCUGGGACAAUACACAUGUCUUGUCACCCAACUUCAUCGUUGCUGAUAACAUAUACGGUGCUGGAUAUGGACCUCUCGCACAUACCUCGAAGGAAUGGGAGAUCAGCGCAAUUGCGUCGGGUCCCAAACCUAUCGUUGUCAACAUGAAGGAUGGGACAGAAGAGGCAUUAAACGUUCAAUUUGCAGACGCAAAGGCGAAAGGGUGCAUCGCAGUAGUUUUCGAUCUAGUUAGCACGGAAGAUGGCGCCGUGCUACACCCAGACAAGUUCGGGAUGAUUAAGUCAUGUUGUGCUCGGAAUAAACUGUUACUCAUUGUCGACGAGACUAUGACGGCGAUGCGAUGCGGGGCUCCUUUCGCAUUCCAACGGCCUGAAUACGCUCAGAUGGGAGCGGAUAAGCAGCCCGACCUCGCCAUAUUUGGGAAAGGUAUUGGCGUUAGUGGUAUCGCAAUAGGAUUCAACGGGAUCAUUACCACUGGCUUCACUUACACAGGCCAUGACGAUAUCCGCCAGACAAUACGAUACUGGCGUGCCCUUGUGAGCCGGCCCGUAAGAAUACCCAUCCUACUUGAAGCUCUCAGUAUUCUACGAGCAGCACGAGCAGAAAACUGGUCGGCAAAGAGCGAGGAGAUAGGAGGAGCUAUACGAGACGUUAUAUUAGAGCUGGAUCCUAGCACUAACAAGCCGGAUGCGGUCCGAGGUUUAGGAGCCGUGGUUGCGGUGAAUAGGGAGGUAGCAAUGAAGUUUCGCGUCAUGUCAGCCAUUCGGCGGAGAAGCCCUUGGGUACGAUGGCUGCCCAAGCUGAGUAGUGCAUCUGCCGAUCGGGAAUUACUCAAGAAGCAGGUCUUCGGGCACGAGAGCGAGGCGCAGAGGCAAGUUCUGGCGAAGGAGGCAGACCAAUGCGGUACUAUCCCCUUGUGGUGCUUCAUCUGCGGCAUCGAAGCUACUUCUAAGGAUUGGUGCAGGACGUGCUAUUUGUCGUUUUGCGAUAAUGAAGUGUGCGUGCAGGCUUUCCGGAGACAUGCUUGUGAGGUAUAGAUGCUCGCUAUAUUUAGAAGUUGAGAACUGAAUGGAAAAGUUAACUACCUACCUAGACUUAACUAUCGGUACUCUGCUUAACAAUUUAGUAGUUUGACGGUCAGAGGAAAUGAGAUUUG
Daldinia decipiens is the source of this 1694-nucleotide messenger RNA. RefSeq lists its product as uncharacterized. NCBI's taxonomy places the organism in Eukaryota, Fungi, Ascomycota, Sordariomycetes, Xylariales, Hypoxylaceae. The record is from RefSeq and is a predicted model, not a curated record. The transcript is spliced from 2 exons. Gene Ontology annotation, molecular function: pyridoxal phosphate binding; transaminase activity. The coding region runs from base 133 to 1575 and encodes 480 amino acids.